AUGCCAAUCCUGGGACAGCACUCCAUGGCUGGAUACUACCGAAGACCUUCACAUGUCGUGGGCACUCCGAGGCCAUUCUUGGGCGCUCUACAACCGGAAGCUGUCGUACCUGCAGAUCAGGAGUGGGAAGCGGCAAUCAGCGAGGAGAGGAGUUUGCUGAGAGAUAACAAUAUCAUUCCACCUAAGCAUCCGAGACGAAGAGAAAGUGGCGCCAGCGAUACGGGCAUGGGAGCUUCGUUGAGGAGAAUGGUCAGCUCGACUCUCCGCAGGAAGAGCCAAGCUGUAGCAGUAGAAGAAGAUGGUGCCGCAGAUCAAUCACCCGCCGGCGAAACAACUGCCCUUCUUGGAGAUGACAGGAGUCAUCUUCCCUAUGGCGGUGAAGACACGCCUGAGAACAUCGCUAAGAAAUGGGAGGAAGCAGUCAUGUCCGGCAAGAUUCAAACGACCUGGCAGCGUGAAUCGAAGACCUUGAUCCGAUAUUCAGCACCCCUGAUCGUGACCUUCCUUUUGCAGACCAGCUUGACCCUGACCUCGGUCUUCACAGUGGGCCAUAUCGGUAAGAACGAGCUUGGAGCUGUAUCUCUCGGCUCCAUGACUGCAAACAUUACCGGCUAUUCAGUCUACCACGGUCUCGCCACUUCUCUCGACACACUCUGCGCGCAAGCCUACGGAUCAGGAAAGAAGAAACUCGUCGGUCUCCAACUCCAGCGCAUGGUAGUCUUCCUCUGGGUAAUCACCAUUCCAAUCGCGAUCAUCUGGCUCGCAGGAACACAGAUCCUAUACGCCAUCGUUCCCGAGAAAGAAAUCGCAGAACUCGCCGGCCAAUACCUCAAGAUCCUCAUCAUCGGUGCUCCAGGCUACGCAUGCUUCGAAUCCGCAAAACGUUACGUCCAAGCCCAAGGCCAAUUCACCGCAAAUCUUUACGUCCUCCUCAUCGCCGCACCUCUAAACAUCCUCAUGCACUGGCUCUUCGUCUGGAAAUUCGGCUGGGGUUUCAUCGGCUGUCCAAUCGCAAUCGUAAUCACCGAAACCCUCAUGCCAAUGCUCCUCCUCCUCUACGUCCGCUUCUUCGUAGGAAUGGAAUGCUGGCCCGGCUUCACCCGCAAAGCCUUCGUAAACUGGGGCCCAAUGGUCCGCCUCGCCCUCCCAGGCCUCGUAAUGGUCCUAGCCGAAUUCCUCGCCUUCGAAAUCCUAACCCUAGCCUCAGCCCGCAUCUCCUCCACCGCUCUCGCCGCAAACUCCAUCCUCCAAUCCGUCUCCCUCCUCGCAUACCAACUCCCCUUCCCCCUCAGCGUCGCAGCCUCCACACGAGUCGCAAACUUGACCGGCGCCGGCUUGCCAGACGCAGCAAAAGUCACUACCAAAGUCACCUUCAUCUUGGGCAUAUUCUUGGGAGUUUUCAAUCUCACUCUCCUGAGUUCUUUAAAAGAUCACAUUCCAAAAUUAUACACCGGAGAAGCCGAGGUCAUAUCUCUAGCAGCAGCCUCUUUACCCGUCGUCGCUACUCUCCAAUUAUUCGACUCCUUGGCCGCGCAAUGUAACGGUCUCCUCCGUGGUCUCGGAAAACAAGAACUUGGCGGAUAUGUGAAUCUUUUUGCUUAUUAUGCGAUCGCUCUCCCUAUGUCUUUCGGGUUAGGUUUCGGACUUCAUUGGGACUUAAUUGGACUUUGGGCCGGUCCGGCUUUGGGUUUGGGGAUUGUUUUUGCUUUGGAAGGGUUUUAUUUGUCGAGGCUUUCUUAUGAGAAGGCUUCGGAGGAGGCGGCGAAGAGGAAUGCUCAAGGGUGA
This is a messenger RNA of Pseudocercospora fijiensis CIRAD86, 1785 nucleotides long. RefSeq lists its product as uncharacterized. Gene Ontology annotation, cellular component: membrane. Bases 1 to 1785 code for a protein of 594 amino acids. Gene Ontology annotation, molecular function: xenobiotic transmembrane transporter activity; antiporter activity. Gene Ontology annotation, biological process: xenobiotic detoxification by transmembrane export across the plasma membrane. Lineage: Eukaryota; Fungi; Ascomycota; Dothideomycetes; Mycosphaerellales; Mycosphaerellaceae. The transcript is spliced from 2 exons. The record is from RefSeq and is a predicted model, not a curated record.